Molecule: messenger RNA, 126 nt
Organism: Protopolystoma xenopodis
Lineage: Eukaryota; Metazoa; Platyhelminthes; Monogenea; Polystomatidea; Polystomatidae
Source: the annotation of a GenBank genome assembly
ACAGUGCUGCUCAACUCUACCGCUGGCGGACAUGCCUAUGGAGCUCAACGAGAUCCUGAGUCGUUUGGCUCACGACUUACGCCGCCAUGCCGUACGGGGCCUAUUUCGAAGUGCACAACUCAGUAG